AUGACCAUAGCCUUCGAAAAAACUCUUCGUUUAAAAAAUCUUCAAAUUACGGAUACGGAAGAAGAGCUAAAGGCUGUAAAAGCAGUCGUAAAAAGAGACGCUUCGUACCGUAUCUUCGUGAAAAGAAUUGCGAUGCAUAUCUCAUUGGAUGUCAUAAAAGACAAAUUCUCGUUCUUCGGCAGAGUUAUGGAAAUUGAAGAAAAUUCAAGGGCGGGAAUCAACCGUUCUGUUUUCAUCACUUUCUUUGAGCGGGAAGCGGUUCAGCUAGCAUUAACGACGAAACCGUUGGUUUUAAACGGCGAGAAUUUAAAAGUGAUGGCGUUCUUGACGUUCGGAGCUCCAGGCCAAAACUCAGAAAAUACUGUUCCGUCUGGAGGUGGCGCUGGAGUCGGAGGCGGUGCCGCUGGAGUCGGUGCUACUGGAGAUGCUACUGGAGGUGCUACUGGAGGUGCUACUGGAGGUGCUACUGGAGGUGCUACUGGUGGCGGAGCCGGUGCCAACCGCCGCUAG
Molecule: messenger RNA, 510 nt
Organism: Daphnia pulex (common water flea)
Lineage: Eukaryota; Metazoa; Arthropoda; Branchiopoda; Diplostraca; Daphniidae
Product: glycine-rich RNA-binding protein blt801-like
Exons: 1
Coding region: 1-510 (169 amino acids)
Molecular function (GO): RNA binding
Source: RefSeq, a predicted model, not a curated record